ACGUGUGGGUGUGUUUACAGUGUGUGUGUAUGUGUCAGCUGGAUCAUGAGCUGGAUGAUGAUGUGGGGACCAGCCUGGGACCAGCCGGUGCAGAGGGGUCUGUAGCCGGGUAGUAGUCCUCCUUUAUGGCCGCAGGGUCGCUGAGGGGUCCGGUCCUGGUUCUGCUGCUGCUGCUGGGACUCCGGGUCCGGCUCACCGGGACCCAGACCGUCCGAGUCUCCAUGAAAGAUGACCUCCUGCUGCCGUACGCCAGCGGCCACGGACCCACACACUCUCACCGCUACGUCAGGGACUGUCAACCUGUCGCCCACGGUAACACCACCCACGAGACCUGGAAGUCCAGCGACUACAUCGGAAUGCCCGUGGCGGACUCCACCAACUUCGUGUCCAACGUGCCGGGCAGCUCCAGAUGGGUUUACGGUCACAUGACGGUGGUCCACGACCCUCUGAGGACGGUGUCGGUGUUGGAGCCGGCGGGUCCUGGCGGCUGUGGGAUGAGUCAGACCGCCACCGUGGAGGAAACGGCCUCAGUUGCAGGAUGUCUGUACGCUCAGAACGCCGGCUACUUCAACACGCACACGGGCGCCUGUCUGGGAAAUCUGGUGAGCGACGGCCGGCUGGUGCAGGACAGCGGCGGGAUCCAGAACGUCCAGUUUGGGAUCAGGAAGAACGGGACCCUGGUGUUCGGGUAUCUGUCUCAGGAUGACGUUCUGGACAAGUCCAACCCGUUUGUCCAGCUGAUCAGCGGCGUGGUGUGGCUGCUGAGGAACGGAGAGGUUUACAUCAACCAGAGUCUGGUGGCCGAGUGCAACAACAUGCAGGAGACAGGGGUUUUCCGCACGUUCGUGGACGUGAAGUCGGCCAGGACAGCGGUGGGCCACGACGCCAGGGGCAGACUGGUCCUGUUUCAGAUCGACGGACAGACCGGAAUCAGAGGGAUGAAUCUGUGGGAGUUAGCUGAGACGUUGAAGCAGUAUGGGAUCAUUAACGCCAUCAAUCUGGACGGAGGCGGGUCCUCGACCUUCGUGGUUGGCGGCAACUUGGCGAGCUACCCGUCUGAUCACUGUAUCCCAGACGGCCGGUGGCGCUGUGCUCGGAGGGUCUCCACCGUCCUGUGCGUCCACCCGCGGCGCUGUGAUCCUGAGGACUGCAGCGGACACGGGAAGUGCGUGGACGGACGCUGUCAGUGUCAGGACGGCUGGCAGGGCGACGCCUGUGACUCUUUGGUGUGUCAGCCGGCAGACUGCGAACCUCACGGCGUCUGCACGCCAGGUGGGUGUGUUUGUGAUGCUGGAUGGAGAGAAAAGAACUGCAACCAAGAGUGCCUACCUGGUUUCUACGGUGACGGCUGUAAUAAAACCUGCACCUGCUUUAAUGGUGGUUCCUGUGACCCGGUCCACGGACGCUGCUCCUGCCCCCCAGGUUUUCAAGGCAGCACCUGUGAGCAAGUUUGUCCUCUUGGGUUUUUCGGAGUGUCCUGCGCUCAGGAGUGUCGCUGUGACGACCAGUGUCCGUGUGAGCCGCAGACAGGAAGCUGUAACGCCACACUGCCUGGAGACACCAACGCCACCUUACACAGAGCGGGUCAGUGUCUGGCCAAACAGAUGUUUACAUCGUGGCGGAGAGAAGAAGAAGCUCACGUUGAGCGCGCUCAUCUAUCAGAGCGUUCGUGGCUGAUCAUCACCGUCUCUCUGGCCUCCCUGCUGUCUCUCAGCCUCAUCGCUCACAUCCUGCGGGCGUGUCGAGGCUCAGCGGCCGCUCGCUUCUCCGAACGCCAAGACUACUCCUUAGUCCCGCUCACGGACAUCAACGGAGCGGCUAGGAGGGGAGGAGCCAGGAAAUUGGAGGACUCGGACUCUGAGGAUGGAAUCUGGUCUCCGUCGCGCUCAGGGAGGUCGUUAGGAGGAGAGGAGGAGGAGCUCUGAUAUUGCACAAGAGGAACGAGUGUUCUUCUGCUCAAACUCAAUCUUUGAAUGUCGUCGACAAUCCUGCUGAGUGAGAGAGAAGACGAAGCACAACGACGUCUUCACUCUGCCAACACAGCCGAGGAGGACUCUGAAUGUGACGUUAGAUCAUCCCGAGAGGAGGAUGAAAUCAAACGUGUAUUAUCCAGCAAUCCAACACCAACCAAUCAGAUAGCAGCUCCAGAGAAAGAGAGUAACCGGUCCUUCACUUUCCAACAGGAAGUAGAAAAACACCAAAACGCAAUACCGGAGUGCAAACAGCUGUGCUCACUUCUCACACCGCCAUGUCUCCGGUGGUCGUCGGUACAUCAAGAGUUAAAAACAGCUCUCUUGUCUCAGAGUCUGGGACAGAGUUUUGCAUAUUUUAGGGUCUAAAUGGCUCGUAGGUACCAAAUGCAAAGUUUCAAUGUCUGAUUUUGGAUCCCAAACUGAGACCUGUAAGGACAGAGAUGUCACCUGGACCAAAGCUGAGUCCCUGAAAACCAUUCCUCCAAAGACCAGCAGAUAAAAACUGAGAUCUUUAAAAAUGAGGGCCUGUGUCCACUGACAGCGGUUCUUUAUAUACACAGCUAAGUGUCAUCAGCAUAGAAACGCCAUCAUGCUAGCUAAUGUAGCGCUUUAAGUUGGGUUUUUUUUAAAGACUUUAUUGUAAUAUAACAAGACAAGAAAACAGACUAAAUAAUAAAAAGGAAAUAAAGUAAUAGGCACGCACAUCAUUGGAAUGGAAAGCUGUCAGAAGACAAAAACAAAACAAAGAAAUAUACAUACAUACAUGUCCACACUGCCAUCUAACAGGAAGGUGAGAUAUUAAAUCAGUGUCCCACCAAAAUAAAGGAAGUAAAUAAUGGAUGACACUCCACUGGGUAAAUUAAAGAUCCAGGUGCAGGGUCCAUAUGUUCCAACAAUGCCUAAAUUAAUCAGGUAGCAGUUUUUUUACUUGUAAUAUAUUCAAUAAAGGGACCCCAAAUUUUCACAAACUUAGUGUGUGAGUUUGAAAGAGUGUGUCGCGCUCUAAGUUUAAUUUAAUUCAACUUUUGGGACACCGUUGUGUUCAUUAAUGUCACUUCUUCUGCACCAACCAAUCAAAAUCAAGAGGGGGCGGGACUUUUGGUGUCGACUAACCAGACUUCUUCUUCUUCUAUCUUACAAGGUGCUAUUUCCAGGUGUUGAGCUAAUGCUAAUGCUAAUGCUACGGCACGAUUUCUAUCAGCUGUUUGUGUUAUAAAACAGAGUUAACAGUCAAUGCUAAGAGGAAGCAGCUGCUAGCAUGAAAUUCUGUCGCUAGUGGACACAGGCCCUUACAGCUGAGCUCCAGUAUUUUCCUUUUUAAGUCUUGAUUUUAUUUUAUUUUUGUUCUAAUUGACUGAAGGCUGAUUUAUACUUCGAGUACGUGGAGCUCAUGUCAGCGUCAGACCCUGCUGCGUAGGAGAGACCCAGAAGGAUAAAUCAGCCUUUAGUAGUGCUAAAGGUCUGAGAGCUGCUCAUCCAGCAGCCUGUUGUUUUAAACACGUCCCUCUUUACCUCCUCUUACCUCCUCUCCCCCUUCAGUUCAGUGAGACCAGGUGACCCAGACCGCGUCAGGAUCCAGGGUUCAGUUUGUGUCCACGUACGCAGAUGAACUCCGACCCCUUCAUGAGGGGAGUUCAUAACAAACUUUUAUCAGACUUGUUUCUUAUCACCGUUAUGUCUGGUCUGAACGCACAGAGCACCGUGUCUGAAUGUACCUGUGAGGUGAACGUGACACAUUCUCACUCAUAGAUAUGAUUAUUAAUCUAAAGCACAUUUUUCUGCCACAGAUGUUUAGUCUUUUUGUACUUCUCUGUAAACAUGUGCCAGCUUUGUAUCUCACUGAAGAACAGACUCUUGAUAUUCAGAUUUAUAAACGUCACCAGACUCCUGAUGAGUGUUUGUUUUAGCUGUUCAAAUAAAUACCAGGUUUCAUGUGUGACCACAAACACGA
Molecule: messenger RNA, 3924 nt
Organism: Notolabrus celidotus (New Zealand spotty)
Lineage: Eukaryota; Metazoa; Chordata; Actinopteri; Labriformes; Labridae
Gene: nagpa
Product: N-acetylglucosamine-1-phosphodiester alpha-N-acetylglucosaminidase
Exons: 12
Coding region: 126-1925 (599 amino acids)
Source: RefSeq, a predicted model, not a curated record